UUAUAUAUGUUAUAUUUACGUUAAUUCUUAAAACGAUCGAUUAUAGACAUACUCUAAUUAAACAUAUUCUAUCUAAUAGAUUCAUGCCAGUGUACCCCAAAUAAUUGAAUCAAGGGCUCUCUUGAAUCAAUCAUCUGUUUAUAUUCAAAAUUGUAUGACUAAUUAAUAUAAAAUAUACUAUUAUUUAAAACAAGUUUCUAUUUUUAUUUAUUUAUGUAUAUAUAAUAAUCAAUAAACAAAAAUAAAAUAUUUGUAAAGGAAGAUAGAGAGAGAGAGAGGAAAAAUGGAAAAAACGUUUCUUUUUUAAAGAAACUUUUGUAACAUGAAUUUUUUCUUGAAAAGACCUUUUACACAGGAAAGAUAGUCAAGAAACUCAUUAAUGUCUUGUCACCUUGUAAUUGUUUCAAUUUUUCUUUUAUCAUUUAAAUUUAAAUAGAUAUCUAAAUAAUAUUAAAACUAUUUAUGAAAUGCUCGUUUGUAUAUCUCACUACUAUUGAUGCUCUUAAUUUAAAUAAGCAUUUCAUUCACACACCAUCUCAAACGCUAGGAAAUAUAAUAACUAAGAGAUUACUUACUAAUUAGCAUGAUGAUGAUGAAGAUGAUCAAGUUUCUUCUGGUAACACUAAUUGUGGUGCUCUCUGGCCCAAUUCCGAUUUACGCAGACAAGGGCCUAAUGAUAAGGGAAUGCCACAACGCACGAGUCCCGACCAUAUGCAUGCAAUGCCUCGAAUCCGACCCAGCCUCCGUCCAUGCAGACCCUGUUGGGAUCGCCGGCAUCGUCAUAUACUGUCUCAACUCUAACCUCAAUGUCCUUACCAACAACAUUACGAAACUGUUGUUAAAGAAAGAAAAAGAUGGUGAUGCAAUCAGGAAAGCUCUGGAGGGUUGCAAAAAGGAGUUGUCGGAGACAAUGACAAAAGCACUGCCGGAUGCCAAAAAGGGUCUGAAAACAGGUGAAUACGACAAAGCGGGACAAUCUAUAAAGCAUGCGCUGGGCUUUCCUCUGAUGUGCGGAAACAAUCUCCAAGCUGCCGAGUUCGUCUCUCUCACAGUUUAUAGCCAAAUCAAUAUCUAUGCUCAACUCUCUGAUGCUGCCAUGAGAAUAAUCGAUCGUUUCUAAAUAAUCAUAUGGCAGUAUCAUGUGGUUUUUAUUUGUAUGUAACUCAACUAAAGGAUUUUUUAUGUUGAUCGAUGCUUUAUGCUUUACCAAAAACAAAAAAAAAAGACAAAAUUUGUUAAUUUAUCAAAUUGAGCUUUUGGUUCAAUUAGUAUAUCGAUAAAUUAAUAUCUUUAUAAAUUAAUAAAAAAAUUAUAGUUUUGGUGUAAUUCUAAUAUUAUUAAUUUAUAAAUGUUUCACUGUAUUAUAUAGUAAAAAUAUGGUGAAAAAUGCUCAUUUAUAAUAUAACUAACUAAAUAGAUUAAUUAAUUGAGUAAGAUCUUCCGGCCCAUAUUUUAUCUCAUACAACAUACAAAAUAAUCUCGAAAUUUGGGACCUUGUAUAGUUUAUCAACUUCAUAAGAGAUUUGGGACCUCGUCAUUUUAGGCUACCACGGAUUUCUGUUGUGAUUGAGGAUAAAUGGUUGUAACCUCACCCUAGAUCGCAAGAAGAAGUUCAGCUUCACUUUUUAUCACGACCAUAUCUCUCUCUGCCUAUCAAUUCUUAUGAAUGGAUUGUUGGAAAUGUUAGAAUGCAUGAGUAAAGGUUGGACUGAAUCUGGGAUGAUCUUAGGCCAAGAAAAAAGAAGAGAAACAGUGUAGUAAAAAAAAAAAGAACGGAGUAAGAAAAAGAAACUUGAUUUCUUGAUCUCAUUAGUACAUUUAAAGGCAUUGAUGGAUGGGAGCGCAAAUGGAUGCUUUCACAACCUAAAAUCAAUCACCUUACCUCCCAAAUAAAAAAGAAAGAAAUCGAUCGGAUCCAUCGAUAGAGGAAGAA
Molecule: messenger RNA, 1933 nt
Organism: Brassica rapa (field mustard)
Lineage: Eukaryota; Viridiplantae; Streptophyta; Magnoliopsida; Brassicales; Brassicaceae
Biological process (GO): negative regulation of catalytic activity
Molecular function (GO): pectinesterase inhibitor activity
Source: RefSeq, a predicted model, not a curated record